AUGCAGAAGCUGGCUUCUGACACUCAUGGUGAUGUUCCUCGAACCAUGAGAUCCAGGAGUCGAAGACAUGAUGGUCAUACCCGUACUUAUCACCGCGAUGGUGGUGCAAGGCGACAUAACCGGAAGCUAAGUAGAAUAGUGGAGAAACUGGUUCAUGCUAAUAGUCACGUUUCAAAGAAUGAAACACUCAUGGAAGAAGAGGAAGAGAACGACAACGACGAUGAAGAUGAAGAAGAUGACGAUCUUACGUCCGAGAAUUCGGAAACCCAAGAUUAUAACCCACAUUCUCCGUCCACUAUAACCCCGAGCAAAGACAAGGCGACAAACAAACUACGGGACGACAAUGCCAGACGUACUAGUAUUACCACUAUUUCCGAUACAAGCUCAUUUUCAUCCAUGUCGACUGCCAGACGAUCUACAUCUUUAACGUACAGUUCAAAGAUACGGCGUAGCUCCAGUGGAAAGAGGAAUUCCAAGCCGGAAUCGUCUGAUCUGGUGGGCGACAACAAUGCUGCUGCUAAAUUCGAUAAGAAUAAGAGGAAGCAUAUGGCCAAACUCAGGCAAUAUAUUGGCAAGAAAUUGAGUGGAGGCAGUGAUAGUGAAACCGAAACUAACAGUGGGAACGACAUUCUUGAAGGGAGACACUGGGAUUUAGAACAUAUUGAAGAAGAGGCUCGGGAUUAUUUGGAUUCAGAUAAUUCCGAUGCCUUAACUAUAGACAGUGAUUUUGGAGUUGCAGUGGGUAAGAAUGGUAAUGUGGUUAAGAACUUGGAUCCAGAGGAGUUGGAAAGAAUUAAGAAUAAAGGAACAAGACGUAAACUUUCCGGAAUGCAUGCAAAUGAAGACCAAUUUUUAGAUGAAGAUGACACUUAUCUUGACGAUGAGGAGGCUGAUUCUGAAGUGUCUGAAGAUUAUGAAGGAGAGGAGUUUAUAGAAGGUGAUGAAAAUGAUUACGACGACGAUGAAGACGAUGAAGAUGACGACGAUGAUGAAGAAGAAGAAAUUGAUGACGAUGCCAUUGAAGGAGAAAGUUACGAAAGUGAAGCAUUUGAUGACGAAAUGGAAGAGUCUACGUUUUCAGACACCGAUUCUAAUUCUAUGCUUGAUUCUACUUCAUUACUUUCAGUUUCAUACAACAAAAGUCAAAGUUAUAUUUUUGGAUCUAAUGGCCAUACUGUCACUGAUUAUGGACAGCUUUCAAAGAAGCGGAAGAAGAAGAGAGGCAGUUUUGCUGAUGCACAAAGUACCAAGCACACAUUACCUAAAGGAGGACUAUUCAAUAAUAGCAUGGGGAAAAUACCUCGGAUAUCCAGUUUGGGUAACAUUAAGGGCCUAACAAUAGGGAAAGAAAAGAAGCAAAACUUAUUCAGAAAGAUAGACCUAAAGGAAAGGGAUGGUAACGUUUCAAAACAAUCAAAUUUGAGUAAUAUGAUCAAAUCAAGACAUAAACUGUCUCAUACUAAUCCCUUAUCCUACUAUGGAUUUGUUGAUCUGGAUGAUGUACUGGUGGUCGGCACCAAGAAGGUGAAGCUUGAUAUAUUUCUUCCUCCUAAAACCACACCUACAUUAAGUGCGUUACAUAUUAACAGUAACGUUGCUAUUAGUGACUGCAUUGGAUAUGUUCUUUUGAGUUUAACAUUAAAGACUGAGGAGUACAAGAGUGUAACUGAUCUUGAGUUCUAUGACCCCAAUAACUGGAGGCUAGAAUUGGUUGAUGAAGAUGGAGAAAACUACGGCUCCUUUGGGAUUUUAGACCGAACUCGUUUACUUUCUUCUUACAAUUGUCCUCAGCAAGUAGCGUUAUGCAAAAUAGAAAACCCAGAGGAAAUUGCUAGAAACAACAGAAUAGCACCACUACCUUCAGAAUUUAAGCAGAGUCUUGCUGAAUUCCAAACACGUUCCAAAACUACAUUAGUCUCAUUAUCCAAUGAUGUUAGAGACCAAGAAUCGGUAGAUAUAAUAAUAUCGUUGAAGAGUGUCCCACAUGAUUUUACACAGCAAGAUUAUUACCGAAUGACUAUUCCUGGUCAUAUAACGGUGGGUCAAUUAAUGCAACAGUUUUGUCUUAUUAGUGGGAUGGACCCAUCAAGAUGGAAGUUUAGAGAAUGCAGUGAUGAUGGUACCUUUACUGCUGAUGAGACCACCAUUAAACCCAAUCCAUUUUUGCGUGGUGGUUCCACCACCAACUUUUCGAAACCCUUAUCCAAAUCAUAUUUCAGUCCUGUGUUAUCCGAUACUCAAUUGGUGAGCAAAUUGACUACGUAUAGCUUGGAGAUUGUUCCCAAUAGUGCAUAUUCUAUGAUAUUAUCUGCUACAGCACAAGGUACCAAUGCUGACAAUAAUGGUAAUCAUUACGGGGCACUUAAUUCUAUGAUAACACCGCCUGCCAAUGGACUAACAUCAUUAAUCACUCCAUCUACACUUGACGAGAAACUCCUGAGCAUGGCUCUUGAUCCUGUUUGUGGAGCCAACUUGGACUCUUCCAACAACAAGCCGACACCACCACCACCACGUCAUCAAGUGGUGUCUUCCUCAAAAUCCAAGUUUGAAACGGAGAAGGCCAAUAAGUAUUUGCAAGAUAUCAUGACGGGGAAAUCAACGAUGGAGAUGCCUCCCAACAUCAAUACCAUUUAUUUCAAAUGGAAAGUAUGGAGAAAGAAACCUACGAUUUUGAAUCGAAUUGAAAAAUCUUUAAUCAUAGACGGAGAUUAUGUUCAUCUUGCACCAACUGAUGACAUUACGUUUCGAGAUACCAAUAAUACGUUUUCCAAUUCCAGUGGAGGCUACCAUUCGAAUAAUAAUAGUAACAGUACUACUACCACCAGCACCACCCACCAUCACCACCAUCUUUACUACUACAACUACAACAAUUACUAUAAGGAACUGAUGCUAAAGACCAGCUCAUUCCAUAUCACGCAGAUAACAAAGGUGAAACACUACAAGAACGCUAAGAACCCCAACCAGUUCAAGAUCGUUGUAUCCAAGCUUAUUGAGGGCGGGAAAGAGUCACUGGUGAAGAAGAAAUAUGAUCUUGAGGCGUCCAACUCAAAGGAGUGUCAAGAGAUUAUCGAGAAGUUGAAAUGGGUGAUGCAAGUGUAUAGGUUGUCCACAGCCAACUGA
This is a messenger RNA of Lizanozyma spartinae, 3120 nucleotides long. RefSeq lists its product as uncharacterized. Bases 1 to 3120 code for a protein of 1039 amino acids. The record is from RefSeq and is a predicted model, not a curated record. The transcript has a single exon. Gene Ontology annotation, biological process: TORC2 signaling. Gene Ontology annotation, cellular component: TORC2 complex; cytoplasm; plasma membrane. Gene Ontology annotation, molecular function: phosphatidylinositol-4,5-bisphosphate binding. NCBI's taxonomy places the organism in Eukaryota, Fungi, Ascomycota, Pichiomycetes, Serinales, Debaryomycetaceae.